CUUGUUCCAGGCGACAUGGAGGACGACUCACUCUACUUGGGAGGUGAGUGGCAGUUCAACCACUUUUCGAAACUCACAUCUUCUCGGCCAGAUGCCGCUUUUGCUGAAAUCCAGCGGACUUCUCUCUCUGAGAAGUCACCACUCUCAUCUGAGACCCGUGUCGACCUCUGUGAUGAUUUGGCUCCUGUGGCAAGACAGCUUGCUCCCAGAGAGAAGCUUCCUCUGAGUAGCAGGAGACCUGCUGCGGUGGGGGCUGGGCUCCAGAAUAUGGGAAAUACCUGCUACGUGAACGCUUCCCUGCAGUGCCUGACAUACACACCACCCCUUGCCAACUACAUGCUGUCCCGGGAGCACUCUCAAACGUGUCAUCGUCACAAGGGCUGCAUGCUCUGUACUAUGCAAGCUCACGUCACACGGGCCCUCUACCGUCCUGGCCAUGUCAUCCAGCCCUCACAGGCAUUGGCUGCGGGCUUCCAUAGAGGCAAGCAAGAAGAUGCCCACGAAUUUCUCAUGUUCGCUGUGGAUGCCAUGAAAAAGGCAUGCCUUCCCGGGCACAAGCAGGUAGAUCAUCACUCCAACGACACCACCCUCAUCCACCAAAUAUUUGGAGGCUACUGGAGAUCUCAAAUCAAGUGUCUCCACUGCCACGGCAUUUCAGACACCUUUGACCCUUACCUGGACAUCGCCCUGGAUAUCCAGGCAGCUCAGAGUGUCAAGCAAGCUUUGGAACAGUUGGUGAAGCCCGAAGAACUCAAUGGAGAGAAUGCCUAUCAGUGUGGUCUUUGUCUCCAGAAGGCGCCUGCCUCCAAGACGUUAACUUUACACACUUCUGCCAAGGUCCUCAUUCUUGUAUUGAAGAGAUUCUCCGAUGUCACAGGCAACAAACUUGCCAAGAAUGUGCAAUAUCCUGAGUGCCUUGACAUGCAGCCAUACAUGUCUCAGCAGAACACAGGACCUCUUGUCUAUGUCCUCUAUGCUGUGCUGGUCCACGCUGGGUGGAGUUGUCACAGCGGACAUUACUUGUCUUAUGUCAAAGCUCAAGAAGGCCAGUGGUAUAAAAUGGAUGAUGCCGAGGUCACUGCCUCUGGCAUCACCUCUGUCCUGAGUCAACAGGCCUAUGUCCUCUUUUACAUCCAGAAGAGUGAAUGGGAAAGACACAGUGAGAGUGUGUCAAGAGGCAGGGAAACAAGAGCCCUUGGCGCUGAAGACACAGACAGGCGAGCAACGCAAGGAGAGCUCAAGAGAGACCACCCCUGCCUCCAGGUACCCGAGUUGGACGAGCACUUGGUGGAAAGAGCCACUCAGGAAAGCACCUUAGACCACUGGAAAUUCCUCCAAGAGCAAAACAAAACGAAGCCUGAGUUCAACGUCAGAAAAGUCGAAGGUACCCUGCCUCCCAACGUACUUGUGAUUCAUCAAUCAAAAUACAAGUGUGGGAUGAAAAACCAUCAUCCUGAACAGCAAAGCUCCCUGCUGAACCCCUCUUCCACGACCCCGACAGAUCAGGAGUCCAUGAACACUGGCACACUCGCUUCUCUGCAAGGGAGGACCAGGAGAUCCAAAGGGAAGAACAAACACAGCAAGAGGGCUCUGCUUGUGUGCCAGUGAUCUCAGUGGAAGUGCCGACCCACACGUAGGGGUGCACACACACACACACACACACACACACACACACACACACACACAAGCGCGCACAGAAACACACACACACCCACACAAACACGAACACCGUCAAUCCUACGUAAAGUAAUGAGGAGCCCAAGUUUCUGUCUCUACAACAGGGACAACUGCAUAGUGAUGGCUGCGUCUCAGGAUGAGCCCACACAUGGGAAACAUCAAGUUUCGGGGUCGUGAGUCUUCCGAACCUCUGGAGGGACUGUCUGUGUGUUUGCGUUCGUGGUAGAUGACAUUCAGUGUGUAUUUCUGAACAUGACCUCCUGACGUGUAGGUUUGCGUGUGAGGUUAUUGCAGGGGACAGGGUUUACUAUUUUCUCUUGGGGUGUGUUUCAUUCGUCAGUUGGUGGUCGGCAAGAGAAGGUGAAAUUUUUCUCAUGUGGGACAUGCGUGGAUCAUUCUCGCCACCUUGAAUAGUGGAAACUGGAAUUCAGUUGGAAGAUGGGAACGGUGCUCUUCUUUCUUACCCUGGCUCACCCAUUUUAUUUUGGUUUCUGAAUGGACCUCGGGUGCCCUGGGACUUGUGCUCUUGCUGGAACCCACAUAACGCCGGAAGCAGACAGACCGACUUGCCUGUUUCACG
Messenger RNA from Gorilla gorilla gorilla (western lowland gorilla), 2257 nucleotides. Its product is annotated as ubiquitin carboxyl-terminal hydrolase 17-like protein 22. Gene Ontology annotation, biological process: protein deubiquitination; regulation of apoptotic process. The record is from RefSeq and is a predicted model, not a curated record. Bases 16 to 1608 code for a protein of 530 amino acids. Gene Ontology annotation, molecular function: cysteine-type deubiquitinase activity. Gene Ontology annotation, cellular component: nucleus; cytosol. Lineage: Eukaryota; Metazoa; Chordata; Mammalia; Primates; Hominidae. The transcript has a single exon.